Messenger RNA from Cadophora gregata, 1167 nucleotides. RefSeq lists its product as uncharacterized. The coding region runs from base 114 to 374 and encodes 86 amino acids. Lineage: Eukaryota; Fungi; Ascomycota; Leotiomycetes; Helotiales; Ploettnerulaceae. The transcript is spliced from 4 exons. Gene Ontology annotation, biological process: respiratory electron transport chain. The record is from RefSeq and is a predicted model, not a curated record. Gene Ontology annotation, cellular component: mitochondrion.
AGCUUCCACCGAAAAGCAAAGCUCUCCUUAUUUUUUCACCCAUUACAAUCGCCCAGCAAAAUUGAUUAUUCAACGGCAGUCAAUUGCGAGAAUAUUGACUGAAGCUUAGAUCAAUGGCCCCUCAAAAUCCAGCUUUGAGGAGGGAGGUCAUCACUAUUUACAAAGAGCUUUUGAAUCUUGGUCGGGACUAUCCCUUGGGAUUCGAUUACUUCCGCCCGAGGCUACACAAGGCGUUCAUCAGUAAUGCAUCUUUGACCAACGAGGAAGAGAUUCGGCAGGGGAUCAAGAGGGCAGAGUUUGUCAAGAAAGAAAUUGAAGCAUUGUAUUAUCUGAAAAGGUAUCGUGCGCUACGUCAAAGAUACAACAAGCCCUAACAAGGCCUCCGAUGUUCGAGCGAUCAGUCAACUCUGGACCCUCGUAAAGGGUAAGGAUUAAUCCAAGACCGAAGAUGGCUCUCCAGUGAAGUUGCCAACAACUAUACGGCGUCUUCCGUUCUCAAAAGUGCCUCAUCUCAGGCAGGACAAUCAACUUGGAUAAUCUCGCCGAUAAAACUGCCUUAAACGCACGGUGGCUACUCCCCUAAUUGGCCUUAAAAUCAGCCGAUCAUGGGGAUGGAUAUCAGUGCCAUGGGAAAGCUGCUGUGGAGAAGAAGUGCAACUCUAUGUACCUCUAGUUUGAGAAGGAUAUUCUCCAUAGAAGUGUCUCAGCUGUUAUGGGAGGUCUGCGAGCCAAGUCGUGGUCUGGUAUGGAUACACAUGGUUGUAGAGGUGUUAGAGCCUUCAUGGCCGCCUUUUCUCAGGUCGUCACAAGAAUGCAACAACAGGAGAAAGACAUGUUGUUGGCCACUCUAAGUCAGACCUAGAUCAAGUCAUAGCUGCUAAGAUUUGGUUGCUAUUGGAGUCUCCAUAUCGGGGAGGUGAGAUGAGUAUUGUUAGAUGCAAAGCUAAGCGACUCAGAGGUUACAGCAACGCAGACCAGGGCGCCACUGAUCCAUGUCGAAACACAUCUAACUUUAAGCUUGUCGUCGAUGCAAAUGGCGACUUUUUUGUGGAUGGUCGAUUUCUUUGGCUACUUGCAGAGGCAUAAAACAAGUUAACGUACUUUUCCUUCAACAAGGUAGAAGUCCUAGAUUGUCUAAGAACUCUUCACAAUUCAUAAAGAUAGGCA